Molecule: messenger RNA, 1814 nt
Organism: Marchantia polymorpha subsp. ruderalis
Lineage: Eukaryota; Viridiplantae; Streptophyta; Marchantiopsida; Marchantiales; Marchantiaceae
Source: the annotation of a GenBank genome assembly
GAGAAGCAAAGGGAAGGAAGGAGGGAGGGCAGACGAAGGUGACGAACAACAAGAAGAAGAGAAGCCCCGAGAGAAAGAGAAGCCCCGAGAGAGGGAGAGACAGAGAGACCCCUUUCCGUCUGACUUGGAAUCGUAUCGUGUGUCCGUCUGUGUCCGCUCUGCUGCGCAGAGAUUAGAUUCUGUGUGUCUGAGAGGAGAGGAGGGGAGGCUUCGAGGGGCUGAGGAGAGGAGACGCGCGCUGCAAAGUGGCGGAGCGGACGGGAGGGAGCGACUGCGGGACCGGGACUAGCUCAAUCCGGAUUGCUUGAUCGGAGCCAGACGACGAGAAAGGCAGAAGCGAAGCACGAGACGAUCAAGAAGCGAGAGACGCUCGCUCGUCUCUGCGACGCCUAUCUAGAUAUCCAUCCUUCCGCACGCUUACGCACGCACGCACGCACGCACUGACGCUCGCUCGACUUUCCUUCAGAGGGGCAAAUUGGACUCCGCAGCAAUUUGGCGAGAGCAAUGGCGCAGGCGUGCUGUGUGGCUAUGAUCUCUGCCGGGGCGAUGGCUGCCCCCAGGGCCGCAGCAGCGGGAGUCAGGGGAUCGGCACCAGCCAGCAGCUGCACCUUGAGCUUCUCCGGCUUGAGGAGAGUCGACGUUCUAUCGCACGGCGAGCGCCUGUCGGGCUUCUCUGCCGUCCAGCACGAGCUCAGCCUCUGCAAUGGUAGCGCCAACGCCAGCCGAGGCAUCGUCACCAUGGUGGGGACCGGCAAGUUCUUUGUCGGAGGAAACUGGAAAGCCAAUGGCAACAAGGAGUCGGUCAAGAAGCUUGUCCAAGAGCUCAAUGAUGCCAAGCUUGAGGAAGAUGUAGAUGUGGUCGUUGCGCCACCCUAUAUCUACCUGGACUCGGUUCUGAACACUUUGACGAAGCGCAUCGAAGUCUCUGCCCAGAACUCGUGGGUUGGGAAGGGCGGAGCCUUCACAGGAGAGAUCAGUGCUGAGCAGCUCAAGGAUCUUGGUGUGGAGUGGGUCAUUCUUGGACACUCGGAGCGCAGACAUGUCAUCGGGGAGAAAAAUGAGUUUAUUGGAAAGAAGGCUGCGUACGCACUCAGCAAUGGCUUGAAGGUUAUGGCUUGUGUUGGUGAACUGCUGGAAGAGCGAGAGGCAGGGAAAACCACCGAAGUCGUUUUUGAGCAACUCAAGGCCUACGCCGAUGAGGUUCCUAGCUGGAAGGAUGUCGUCAUUGCCUACGAACCCGUCUGGGCCAUCGGUACCGGUAAGGUGGCAAGCCCACAACAAGCUCAAGAAGUGCACGCAGAAAUAAGGAAAUGGAUAUCUGAUAAUGUAUCUGCUGAAGCUUCAUCUCAAACUCGCAUCAUCUAUGGUGGUUCGGUGAAUGCUGCUAACAGUUCAGAGCUUGCCAAACAAGAGGAUAUCGACGGUUUCCUUGUCGGGGGUGCUUCUCUGAAGGGACCUGAUUUCGCCGCAAUCUGCAACUCAGUUACAUCGAAGAAAGUGGCUGCAUAAGAAUGAACAUGCAUCCUUCAUUUACAGAGGAGAAACGACACCCAGUAUAGCAGCCAUGUGAUAUAUCGCGUGGAUCGAUCCAUGGGUCAGGUCAGGCUUGAAUUAGAUUAGGUGGAUCAGGGAUAGAGGGCGGGUAGCUUUUCCACAAUAGAACUCUACUUUUCUGAGUACUCAUUAGGCAGCUAGUGGCCUUACCCAACCUACCUGAAACUCUAUAUCAUUGUACUCUAAAAUCAUAAUCAAAUUUUGAGUCCCUCCAAAUCGUGGAUCAACUUCACCUAAGGACACGAAGUUUUUCUGAACCU